UUUCGCGCAAUUCCGACGGCCGUGUUAUCCGCGGCGAGCAGUUCGAAGAGGUGUCUGGUCAGCGCCAAGUGGCGGCGACUCCGUCGCUGCUCUCCCGAGUGCUCGGGGAACGUUUGAAAACGCGGUCGGACGCGUGGACGCGGAGAGGAUGUCGUCGUCGCCGUCGCCGUCGCCGUCGCCGAGCUGGGUGUGAUCGCGGGCGAUGCCACGGCGGUCGUCCGAGUGUAACGUCGCGUAAAAUGAGACGGUAUGUCCCAUUCGACGCGACUUCUUAGCGGGCUGCUCGUCCUCCUUCCGGCGAUCGCGCUCUGCGAUGCCGCGGACACGUACGAGAUUGACUGCAACAACCUGCGUAUGGGUCAGUACAUCUGUCCCCAUCCGGAUUAUGAUUUCAUAGACCCGAAGACGCAGCAGCCGCGCGGCUGCACCAAGGAGAACAAGGCCAAAGUGCUCUGUCUUGCUGCCGACGGCCUCGUCUGCAUAGAAACGAAGAACAACACAUUCAAGAAGGAUAUACCCUGCAAGUGGACAAAUGGAUACUCCUUCGAGACGUCGUUACUGCUGUCAAUGUUCCUCGGUAUGUUUGGCGCGGACCGAUUUUACCUCGGGUAUCCCGCCCUGGGUCUGCUCAAGCUGAGCACACUGGGGUUCCUCUUCCUCGGCCAGUUCAUCGACGUGAUUCUGAUAGCCACGCAAAUUGUAGGGCCGGCGGACGGCUCGUACUACGUGAUGCCAUAUUACGGUGCCGGGAUUAACAUCAUAAGGAGCAACAAUUUUACAUACAGAGUGCCACAGUACGAUUGCUGAGAAUGGAACAGCACGCCCGAACUGCAGAAAUGACGUCUCGUCUAAAGAAAAGAAAGAUACAAUUGUAUUAUAUAGCUUCUGCUUCUGUCGCGAGCAACGAUGUAUAAAUUCUGGAGUGGAGUCCUAUUUCGUUAUAUAUAUGUAUAGUUAAAUAUGCAAUAUCAAUCUCUGUGUGCUCUUCUAACAGAUAAGCCAAACGUUAACUUGUAGAUAUUCAUCUCUCAACGAAGAACACUGUGUGUAUAUAAAGGUUUACUAUCGACUUACGUAUUGCAAUUAAUAUAUAAUUAAAUUAUGUCAAUUGAUACAGUUAAAUAAUAAA
Molecule: messenger RNA, 1129 nt
Organism: Vollenhovia emeryi
Lineage: Eukaryota; Metazoa; Arthropoda; Insecta; Hymenoptera; Formicidae
Gene: bisc
Product: TM2 domain-containing protein CG10795
Exons: 3
Coding region: 250-807 (185 amino acids)
Source: RefSeq, a predicted model, not a curated record